Messenger RNA from Drepanopeziza brunnea f. sp. 'multigermtubi' MB_m1, 1728 nucleotides. RefSeq lists its product as uncharacterized. NCBI's taxonomy places the organism in Eukaryota, Fungi, Ascomycota, Leotiomycetes, Helotiales, Drepanopezizaceae. Gene Ontology annotation, cellular component: nucleolus. The record is from RefSeq and is a predicted model, not a curated record. Gene Ontology annotation, molecular function: RNA binding.
AUGGCUCCCAAGAAGAAAGAGCAGCAGAAGAUGAGCCUCGGGGCCUUCUUGACUGAUGAGAAGAUGGGAUCCUGGGCUGAUGAGAUGGAGGAUGCGCCAGUGUACUCUCGCACUGGCUACGGAGGAGGUGAACGACGCACUUACAACUCUGGUACUGGCACAUAUGGUGGUAGCACCGCAGGAGGCUACUCUGUCCGCGAGGAACUCCCCCUACCCGACAAGCCACCUUACACCGUUCAUCUUGGCAAUCUCUCCUUCGAAGCAACCGUUGGUGAUGUCACCGAUUUUUUUGCUGGCUGCGAAUGCACCAAUGUGCGAAUUAUUGAGGACAAGAUGGAGAUGAAACCCAAGGGGUUUGGAUAUGCCGAGUUUGCAUCCCGUGAUGGCCUUAAGCAAGCUCUGACGCUCAACGGAAGCUCGUUCCAGGGACGCAACAUCAGAAUCAGUGUCGCCGAUCCUCCCAAGGACAGAGGAGAUCGACCAGAGGCACGCGAGAUUACUGACUGGAGCAGAAAGGGACCUUUGCCAGAUUUGCCAGGCCGAGGUAACGACCGAGGUGGCGAUCGUCGAGGACCAGAACGCGGGGUUGGAUUCGGGGCCGACUUUGGAGGAGAUCGUGGAGAACGCCGAGAACGCUUUCCCGAGAAUGACGGGAAGGUUCGAGACUUUGGUAACUGGGAUCGCAAGGGUCCAUUGUCCCCGUUGGUACAACCAGAUCGAGGACCGAGAGAGGGGGGGCGCCCACGCACAAACGAUGGAGCAAGAGGUGAAGGAGGCUACCGGGAGGCACCCGCCGCGCAAUGGGGCGAAGGUCGGGCACAUGGUUCGCAGGAUGGGUCCAGGCCUCCAAGACGGGAGUUCCAGGAGCGACCAGUCGUUGAACGUGCGCCAACUGCUGCCGAGCAAGAUAACCAAUGGCGUUCAAAGAUGCGUCCCGAUGUUCCUGUACCAGCACCAAAGUCCCCGGUACCAUCAAGAGAUGGAAGUGAAGCUCCCUCUUCCCCAGCUCCCGGACACGCCCUCCCAACCGGCCGACCCAAGUUGAACCUCGCCAAACGAACCGUUUCCGAGGCUCCAGAUCAGCCACCUACAGCCGUACCCGUCUCUGGUGACGCCAAGGCAAGCCCAUUUGGUGCUGCUCGCCCUAUUGACACCGCAGCCAAAGAGAGAGAGAUUGAAGACAAGAAGCUUGCGGCAGCGAAGGAGAAGAAGGAUGCCGAGGAGAAAGCAAUGGAGGAGAAGAAAGAGGCCGCUGCGAAGAAGGCUGCAGAGGACGCUGCCGAGGCCGAGAAAAAGGCUCAGCAAAAGUCGGAGGGUGAGGAUGCAAGCAAGAGUAACGACACCAUUGAGAGAGAGAACGCCAACGGAGAGAUAGUGGAGGACAAGUCGGUGAAACCGAAAGAGAUCGUCCGGGAUGUGCGACCCAGGCCAUUAGAGACUGGUGCUUGGAGACGUGCUUCGACCGGGCCACCAACACCCAGAGACGAUAUCCCUCGUGGCCCUCGAGGUCGUGGAGGCAGAGGCAGAGGGGAAGGUCGUGGAGGUCCCAGAUAUUUUGAUGACCGAGGAGGACGACAGAACUCGAACGGCCGAGGCCCCCAAUCACCUGCUCAAGCAACAACUCCUACUACCACGGAAGUCCUAGAGGAUGAUGGAUGGAGCACCGUUCAAAAGCCCAAGAAGAACAACCGGGGUGGAUACCAAGGAUCGCGAGCGAUUGCAUCUUGA